AUGACGAUGGUUCCGAAUCCCGGCAACCGGCCUGGCCGCUCCCCUGCGGCACGCUGGGAGUGUGUAGUCUCCAAGAUGAAUGAGCCGUUCCAUCCACCGUUGCGGGGCACCCUGGAAAUUAGCCUCGAAGAGGCGGGGCUGGCCGGGGCGGGGCGGGAGGUGUGGGGGGAGGGACAGAGGGCGGGCGGGAGGCUGGGGUGGGGGGGAGGGCUGGGGACGCCGUGGCCGGGCCGGGCCGGGCGGGGAGGAGGAGCCGGGGCCGGGCUGGCGGGCGGGCGGGCGGCGGCGGCGGCAUGGCGGAGCCGAGCGGGCCGGGGCCGGAGCCGGGGCCGGGGCCGGGCCAGGGACCGGAAGCCGUGGACCGGGGCCGGGACCGGGACCGAGCCGGGGCCGGGCCCCCCGAUCCGGGUCAUCAAGACCCCAAAGGACAAGGAGGAGAUCGUGAUUUGCGAUCGCGCCUCAGUGAAGGAGUUCAAAGAGGAGAUAUCCCGGAGGUUUAAGGCCCAACAAGACCAGCUUGUCCUGAUCUUCGCUGGCAAGAUUCUCAAAGAUGGAGAUACGUUAAAUCAGCAUGGGAUCAAGGAUGGGCUCACUGUCCACUUGGUGAUAAAGACCCCACAGAAGGCUCAAGAUCCUGCUGCUGCCUCUGCCACUGCUGCCACUACUGCCGCCACCGCUGCUACUGCUGCUUCCUCUGCCCCAGAUGCUGCUUCUGCUCCAGCCCCCACAACAGCUUCACCUGCUGCCCCUGCUCAGCCAUCCACCUCAAGCAGCACUGCCCCUGAUGCUGCUAGUGGAAACCGGAGGAAUAGUGGAGGUGGUCCAACCCCAGGAGCUGGGGAUGGGUCUUCUAGUGGUCCUGCAUCCAUACUCUCUGGCUUUGGGGGCAUCCUGGGGCUGGGCAACCUAGGCCUUGGCUCCGCUAAUUUCAUGGAGCUACAACAGCAGAUGCAGAGGCAGCUGAUGUCCAACCCUGAGAUGCUGUCCCAGAUCAUGGAGAACCCCCUUGUCCAAGAUAUGAUGUCCAACCCUGACCUAAUGCGCCACAUGAUCAUGGCCAACCCACAGAUGCAGCAGCUGAUGGAGAGGAAUCCGGAGAUCAGCCAUAUGCUCAAUAACCCAGAGUUAAUGAGGCAGACCAUGGAACUGGCUCGAAACCCUGCCAUGAUGCAAGAGAUGAUGCGCAAUCAGGACCGGGCCCUGAGCAACCUGGAGAGCAUCCCUGGGGGAUACAACGCCUUGCGUCGCAUGUACACAGACAUCCAGGAGCCCAUGUUUAGUGCUGCUCGGGAGCAGUUUGGCAACAAUCCCUUCUCCUCAUUGGCGGGGAAUUCUGACAGCUCCUCCUCCCAACCUCUCCGGACUGAGAACCGGGAGCCCCUCCCUAACCCCUGGAGCCCCUCAGCCCCCACCUCCCAGGCCCCAGGACCUGCUGGGGAGGGCAGCGGAGGCUCAGGGACCAGCCAGGUGCACCCAACAGUCUCCAACCCAUUUGGGAUCAAUGCAGCUAGCCUGGGGUCAGGGAUGUUUAAUAGCCCUGAGAUGCAAGGUCUUCUCCAGCAAAUUUCAGAGAAUCCCCAGCUAAUGCAAAACAUGAUCUCUGCCCCGUACAUGCGGAGCAUGAUGCAGACGCUUGCCCAGAACCCCGACUUUGCUGCUCAGAUGAUGGUGAAUGUCCCAUUGUUUGCGGGAAACCCCCAGCUGCAGGAGCAGCUCAGGCUCCAGCUCCCUGUCUUUCUACAGCAGAUGCAGAACCCAGACUCACUGUCCAUUCUCACCAACCCCCGUGCCAUGCAGGCCCUGCUCCAGAUUCAACAGGGGUUGCAGACACUGCAGACGGAGGCCCCAGGGCUGGUGCCCAGCCUUGGCAACUUUGGGGCACCCCGGAUUCCUCCUCCUCCUCCUGCAGGAGGUAGCAGUGGUCCAGAGCCCCCCAUCACUACCCCAUCCACGCCAGCUAGUGCCUCUCCAGGGGGGAGCACUGCCAGCCCCCAGCAGCAGCUGAUGCAACAGAUGAUUCAGCUUUUGGCUGGAGGAGGAAAUUCCCAGGUGCAAACCCCAGAGAUUCGAUUUCAGCAACAGCUGGAGCAGCUCAACGCCAUGGGCUUCAUCAAUCGGGAGGCUAACCUGCAGGCCCUGAUUGCUACGGGUGGAGAUAUUAAUGCAGCCAUUGAGAGACUGCUGGGUUCUCAGCCCUCCUAAUCCCUGAGUCCAUCCCCACCGCCCUCAUCCCCCCCCCAUCCAUAUAUGCACACCUAAACAUUGACCUCCCCUACAUCAUUUGGUUCCUUUGACAGCUCCCCAACCUCUCCAGAUCCAUAACCUCAUCUCCUAUGACUCUUCACCUCCUGUUUCUCUGGUCUUCAAGCCUCUUCAGACAGCAGGGGAGGAGGCAUUUGGGGCAUGGCAACCUAACCCCAUAACUCUGUCUUGAGUUUCUUGGUUCUAAUUGUACAUCUCUCUUCCAUUCUGCCCCUGCCUGACCUUUGCAAAGGGAUAUUUAAGCAAUUUUGCCUUUUUAUUUGGGUUUCCCAACUCCAUCCCUGACUGUACCCCAUAUUCUCCAUUACUUGUCAUUAAUGGAACCGAGUCAUGGGAUGGCCUGAUUGGCUUAAUUUAUCAGGGGACAUUGGUCCUCCCCUCCUAGUUGAUUGUGGGAUCUUUCUGUGUCUAAUUCUGACCAUACCCCAGCUUCCUUAUCAGAGCCUUCUCAUUCCCCACCAGCCUCAUCUCCAACCUUACCCCGCCCCUCCCCCCCAUGAAGGGUUGUGAGUUUCUAUGCUUCCAAGUGGGAGAGGGCAGGUAGAGCAGGUAGUUAGUCUAAGAUACUCUCCGAUCGUGCCCCCCCCUUUACUCUUCCCCCAGCAUAUACUAUUCUGAAUACCCUUUAUGUACAAAGCCGUCUCGUGGGCUCUGCUCCCCAUGUUUGGGUUGGGGAGGAAGGUGGAUCACUCUUUCAAGAUACAGAGACAAGGUGGAAUGAUCCUGCUGGAUAGGGAUCUAGAUUAUCAGUGCUGCAGAUAUGGAGUGGGGUCUGGUGUUGGGGGAGGCAGUGAAGCUUCCUGGAGGAGAGAAUAGGUAUUCCCGUUGUUGGAGCAGGUCAGAAUGGGUAGAGUUAGAAGCUAGAAAAAGUCGGCAGCCCUAGGAGCAAAUCUUGGUCUGCCAGACUGAGGUGGAGAGUGAAUCUAGGAGAAGAGACUUUCAAACCCUAAUUAGGGAUUGGAAUUGGAAAGGAGAGAGGGUAGUUCUCAAUACCCACAAUGGUCCCUGUUGACUGCAUAACUCUCAAGCACAGAAUGUUGAUACCCUUCCCUUUCACUUUCCCCACAUAUACACACACACAGACACAAACACAUUUUCAUGUGCUCGAGACCACCAGGGGCUUGUCCAGGUCUGAAGUGACCAGUGCCUUUGGCCCUCCCCUGGGAACUAGGGUUUGUCCCAGAAGGGGCUGGGAUUUUUUCCCUGUCCCUCAGGGAUUGUUGCAGGAGGGAGGGUCCUAUGUUCUAGUUUCAGAACCAUCUCCCCCAAAGAGAAAUGGGGGUUUGCCAGUCUGGGGGUGGGAUGGGAAUAGCUGGUAUGCAGAAGUCUUGAUGCCGAAUAAGGAUGAGCAUGCCCCUUUGAAAAGGGGCAGGGAUAUCACCCAACCAUCCCCUCCCCUUCCACACACAUAUACACAUACACAUGUACAUAAUCACCCCAACCUCUGAAUACUGGUAAGUGCUUUGAGAUCAUAGGAUAGAAGAGGGAUGGGGCCCUCAGCCUCUACAUCCUAAGCCUAUGCCUUUCUUACCCUCUGCUUCAUCCCUUCUCCUUCCACCCCAACGCCCCCAGUUCUUCCUUUUGUUGUCUAUGCCAGAAAGCCCUUUUUGAAGGAGGAACAUGGUGACAAAAGUCAGUUUUUGAGCUGGGGUUGGAGACCAAGAUAGUAGAGAACAGGCUCCUCAUCCCUACCCCAUCCCCCUCCCCCCAAUCCCAUGUAAAUAAAUGGCGUGAUCUUUGUCGA
This is a messenger RNA of Dromiciops gliroides (monito del monte), 4006 nucleotides long. It is a transcript of the gene UBQLN4, whose product is annotated as ubiquilin 4. Gene Ontology annotation, molecular function: polyubiquitin modification-dependent protein binding. NCBI's taxonomy places the organism in Eukaryota, Metazoa, Chordata, Mammalia, Microbiotheria, Microbiotheriidae. The record is from RefSeq and is a predicted model, not a curated record. Gene Ontology annotation, biological process: ubiquitin-dependent protein catabolic process. Gene Ontology annotation, cellular component: cytosol.